CCCUGACUCUCCUCUGAGCAAAAACUCUCGCUGUCUCACUUCCCAAACACGCCAGUCUCUCUCUCAUGGCAUUUCUGCUGUAGCUAUCGCUAAAACUAUACUCAAAUUAACUAGCUUGAGUACGGACUACUCAUUGCAUCGACUCGACUUCCUAUAGUAGGGUUUCUGUUAAAGAGUUCAGCUUAACAGAGAUGCAUGUGGUUCCUCCUACGCAGCGGACCGAUCCGUUAUCCGGAUCCACAAACGGGUCCGAUGCCCUUAGAAUUUACCAGACCUGGAAAGGAAGCAAUUUCUUACUACAGAUGCCUUUAUUUGGAAUUUGUGGCGCUAGUGCAUAAGCAAAUUGUUAAUUCAAGUUGCUUAAAGAAAUUUUUUCUUCAGGGAAGAUUUAUAUUUGGGCCAGAUGUGAGGUCAUUGGCACUCACUAUUUUCUUGAUUGUGGCUCCUGUCACUUUGUUUUGUGUAUUUGUUGCUAGAAAGCUGGUCGAUGAUUUUUCGCAUCACUGGGGAAUAUCAAUAAUGGUUUUUGCUAUUGUUUUCACAUUUUAUGAUUUAAUUCUUCUCGUGCUAACUUCUGGAAGAGAUCCGGGUAUAAUUCCUCGUAAUGCACACCCCCCCGAACCUGAAGGCUAUGAAGGGAAUCCAGAAGGAACCCCCCAGUUACGCUUGCCUCGCAUUAAGGAAGUUGAUGUUAAUGGGAUUACUGUGAAGAUUAAGUAUUGUGACACCUGCAUGCUUUACAGACCUCCCCGCUGCUCUCACUGUUCAAUAUGCAAUAACUGUGUUGAGCGAUUUGACCAUCACUGCCCUUGGGUUGGUCAGUGCAUUGGACUGAGGAAUUACCGGUUCUUCUUCAUGUUUGUCUUCUCGACGACUCUACUUUGUAUAUAUGUUUUUGGUUUCUGCUGGGUUUACGUAAAAAGGAUCAUGGAUUAUGAGGAGACAUCCAUAUGGAAAGCAUUGAUCAAGACCCCUGCUUCCAUUGUUCUAGUCGCCUACACCUUUAUAUCAGUUUGGUUUGUUGGUGGUCUUACUGCAUUCCAUCUGUUUCUCAUCGGCACAAAUCAGACAACUUAUGAGAAUUUUAGAUAUAAAUAUGAUCGGCGUGCGAAUCCCUAUAACAGAGGAGUUAUUCAGAACUUCAAGGAGAUACUUUGCACUCCUACUCCUCCAUCUAAGAACAAUUUUAGGGCAAAGGUCCCUGCAGAACCUGCUUUACCAGCCCGAACUGUGAGCGGGGGUUUCGUUAGUCCUAAUAUGGGGAAAGCUGCAGACGAGAUUGAGAUGGGAAGGAAGGCAGUUUGGGGAGAUGUUGGUCCAGUGUUAGAUCAUCAUGGAGGGCGAUUGUCUGAAAAUGAUGGCUUAAACAACAAAGAUGGUGGAUUCGGUGAAAUGUCCCCAGAGAUAAGGACUACUGUGGAUGAGGGUGAUCGUGCUGGAAUACAUCCUAGGCGAUCCAGUUGGGGAAGGAAAAGUGGAAGUUGGGAAAUGUCGCCUGAGAUUCUGGCAUUGGCAUCUAGAAUGGGAGAACCAAACCGAACAGGUGGUGGGAGCAGCAGCAUCUCUCGACCAUCAGAACCGAAGUUGUAACAGAUGGUCAAGUUUUAGAUUAUGAGGAAUCCAUUUGUUGGUGUUGGCAUGAUGUCAAAAUCUGUUUUUUGAUGAUUAAACUUAUAGGGUCUUGUGCAAUAUAUAGGAUUUGCUUUGAUGUGGUUUGAAGUGUUGCAUCGGCCAUAUCUUCAAGAAGAAACAUUUGCUAUGUGAGGGUUGUUAUUUCUUAUUCUGCAUUAUAUUUGUUGAAUUAGUUAGUGUUCAAAUAGUUGAUCCAAUGGAUUGAUUACUGCUCUC
Molecule: messenger RNA, 1848 nt
Organism: Olea europaea var. sylvestris
Lineage: Eukaryota; Viridiplantae; Streptophyta; Magnoliopsida; Lamiales; Oleaceae
Product: probable protein S-acyltransferase 7
Exons: 6
Coding region: 196-1590 (464 amino acids)
Biological process (GO): protein targeting to membrane; peptidyl-L-cysteine S-palmitoylation
Cellular component (GO): Golgi apparatus; endoplasmic reticulum
Molecular function (GO): protein-cysteine S-palmitoyltransferase activity
Source: RefSeq, a predicted model, not a curated record